Messenger RNA from Thalassophryne amazonica, 1810 nucleotides. It is a transcript of the gene zbtb32, whose product is annotated as zinc finger and BTB domain containing 32. The transcript has 6 exons. Bases 95 to 1783 code for a protein of 562 amino acids. Gene Ontology annotation, biological process: regulation of transcription by RNA polymerase II. Gene Ontology annotation, molecular function: DNA-binding transcription factor activity, RNA polymerase II-specific; protein binding; RNA polymerase II cis-regulatory region sequence-specific DNA binding. The record is from RefSeq and is a predicted model, not a curated record. Lineage: Eukaryota; Metazoa; Chordata; Actinopteri; Batrachoidiformes; Batrachoididae.
GAUGAAAGGCAGAUCCUCAUCAUCACCAUCAUCAUCAAUUGACAAUCUGCACAAAACAACAGGUAUUUGACAAAAAGUUCCACAGACUUAAGAUAUGAUUCGAAUUAACAACACCCAGUACUUCCACUUCCUGCGGCAGGCGGAUGAUUUACGUCGCUCUGGAGCGCUGUGUGAUGUGGUCAUCUCGGUCAAAAGCGAGACCUUCAGGGCUCAUCGGCUGGUUCUGGCCUGUGCCAGCAGAACUCUAGCACAGAAGCUCAUGCAGAGAGAUGCUCCGGCCUGCUGCACAUUGGAGCUGUUCUCUCCUCGCACCUUCCAACAAGUUCUGGACUUUACCUACAACCAAACCCUGGAGGUUUCUGUUGAAGACCUGCACCUGCUACUCAGAGCUGCUCAGCUUCUAGAGAUGCAACUGCUGGAGGACCAGUGUCAGAAGCAACUGGACAACCUGGAGUCCAGUGCCAGAAUUGCAAAGGACAAAGGAGAAAUGAUGGCGCUGAAAGGAGAGGAGGUGCAUCAGAGGAAAACAGAUCAAGAUCAAAAGAAGUUCAGAGAGAGGUCUUCUUCAGCGGGGAAGGAGCAUGAGAGCAUGGAGCAGGUUUUACUUCCUGUUCUUGCAGAGGGCUGCAACAUUCUGCCACCGUCAAGAAAGAAGCUGAGACUGUCGUCGGUGUCAGCGUUGCCUGACAACAGGGGCGGUGUUAUUAGGGGGCCUGGUUUCUCUCCUGCUUGGGCUUUUCCUGCAAACAGGUGGAACCCCGUGUACACCUUGAGGCAGAUGGCUCAAAACUAUUCAGACAUAUUUGCACCUCACCCCCUUCAAACAUCUCUCCAGUCUUCAGUAGCAUACCCGUUCUCCUUCUCAUCUCAACACAUGUUUCCCCUGCUGGCCUCGUCUUUUACGCCCCCGGUUCAUAGCUCGUUCAUGGGCCGCCAUCAACAUUAUGCACAAAACUUUUACGCGGCAUCAGGAGGGUUAGAAGGCAUAAUCAAGCAAGGGCUGUUAAAAAGAAGCAAGGCUGGCCACAGAGCUCUUUCUGACGCUGAGCAAAACUCUGAAACAAGACAGCCUGAGGUACACAAAGCCAGCACAGAGAAAUUUGAAGACUGUGCACGUUGCAACACAAGUGUCCUUGAUGAUCCACUGCUGCAGGAGUCAGCCUCCACACCGGCAGGUAACGUUAAUAAAUUUAAGACAAAAACACACACACACACACACACACUUCGGAGGAUCCGGCUACGUAGCAACGCAAUGGAAAGUGAUAAAGAGAGUUGUGGUUUUGAGAACAUGUUGCAGCAGGAGCAGCAGGAGCAGCAGGAGCAGCAGGAGCAGCAGGAGCAGCAGGAGCAGCGGUGCGUGCUCACGCCUUCACCUGUUUCCUCUGAUGGGACCUGUGCAGAGUUCAGUUUUUGUGGAAGAGACGCGGCGGUGCAGCAUUCAGUGACGUCCUCUCAACAAGACAACAGAGGACAGAAGCCAUACCAGUGCCAACGCUGUCCCAAGAGGUUUAGCCUCAAACAUCAGCUGGACACACACCACCGGGUGCACACCGGAGAGAAGCCUUUCGAGUGUCGGCUGUGCGGCCAGCGGUCACGUGACUACUCGGCUAUGAUCAAACACCUGCGGACUCACGGGGGGGCCACGCCCUACCAGUGCACCGCGUGCCGGGAGUUCUGCAGCAGUCUCGUGGCCAUGCAGAAGCACGUGAAAACCCACGCGGUGCACGACUUCCCCCCUGACUGGAGCAUCACCAGCACCUACCUGUACACGUCACACAUCUGAGCCACAUGACCUUCAAAUGGAGCAAAA